Molecule: messenger RNA, 4971 nt
Organism: Sodiomyces alkalinus F11
Lineage: Eukaryota; Fungi; Ascomycota; Sordariomycetes; Glomerellales; Plectosphaerellaceae
Product: ABC transporter
Exons: 2
Coding region: 1-4971 (1656 amino acids)
Biological process (GO): transmembrane transport; lipid transport
Cellular component (GO): intracellular membrane-bounded organelle; membrane
Molecular function (GO): ABC-type transporter activity; ATP binding; lipid carrier activity
Source: RefSeq, a predicted model, not a curated record
AUGGGCUUCCUUCGCCAAACGGGGACAUUAGUCCAUAAAAACUUCAUCAUACUCAUACGACACCCGUUUACUUUCGCCUUUAAUUCGUUUAUUCUGCCUGUUAUCCUCGCCAUCUUCUUCGGCGUGGCCCAGAACCUCCUCCUACCCCCCGUCACCUUCGGCGUUGGCGAACCCGCUCCCAUCCGCUCCCUCUCUCAGGCCCUGGGAGAAUCCGACUCCCGUCAUCGAAUCGUUUUCGUCAACAGCGGCUUCGAUGAUGGCCCGAUCGACCGUGUGAUCGACACUCUUGUCACCGAAGCCGAGUCGGUCGACGGUAUCGAAGUCCUCCGUCGUCAGAGCGAGCGCGACCUCAACGUAGACUGCGAGCCCGGCCAGCGAGCCGUGACCGAUUGCUUCGGUGCCGUCGUUUUCCAUUCGUCGCCUACCGAGGGCGACGCCGGUAUCUGGAGCUACACCCUCUUCCACGAUGGCGCCAUCACCGGUUUCCGCAUCAACGUCAACAGCAACCGCAACGAUAUGGACCGCUACCUGUUACCGCUUCAGAAGGCUGUGGACGGGGCCAUUUCCGAUGUCGCCCGCGCGAACGCUUCCGACGAUGCCGCCGACUCAUCCGCUCCCCGGCCCGCCGAUCUUCCCGCCACCAUCGACCGCUAUCCCUUCACCACCAGGACCGAAGAAGAGUACCGAGAGGACGUGCGGAGGAAUUACCAGACGAGCGUCAUCAACUUCCUAGCCGUCGCCUUCCUGACCACCAUCAUUCUCGUCGCCUACCACAUGACCGGGUUCAUCGCCGCCGAGAGGGAGAGUGGCAUGAUCCAGCUCAUCGACGCCAUGAUGCCCGUUCGGAAACGCUGGAUCGCCCAGCUUGCCCGCAUCCUGUCCUACCACAUUACCUUCUCUCUCCUGUACCUUCCGGGCUGGGUCAUCAGCGCCAUCGUGCUGCAGAUCAGAAUCUUCUCCUUCACCAACAUGGGCAUCGUGCUUAUCUACUACAUCAUCGCCGGUCUGGCCAUGACCUCAGCCGCUCUUCUCAUCUCGUCUUUCUUCCAGAAGGCCCAGCUCAGCGGUAUCACCGCCCUCUUGUCCACCGCUCUCCUUGGCGUCCUGGCCCAGGUCCUGACGAGGCCCGGCACCGGCCCCGUCAUUGCCCUUAGCUUGCUGUUCAUUCCUUGCAACUACGUCUACUUCUUCGUCACCGUCGCCAGUUACGAGCGAGAGCGCAUCGGCAUGAACCUCGUCAACGUCGCCCCAACCAGCUCCUUCGACGUCGCAGGUAUUGUCUUCUGGGUCUUCGCCAUCAUCCAAAUCUUUGCCUAUCCCGCCAUCGGAGCCCUCAUCGAGGCUCACCGCUUCGGCACCAGCAGCAAAGGUCGGGUCGUGCAUUAUGGCCAGCUGUCCACGGACGGCAGCAGCGAUAGCGAUGUUUCCGUCCGCCUCGAAGGCUUUAGCAAGUACUAUCCCCCGACUUUCUUCCAGCGCGUCUUCUCCGUCUUCUCGAAACCGCGUGAGACCGUCCGGGCUGUUGAUGGCUUGAAUUUGGAAGCGCGGCGAGGCCAAAUCUUAGGCCUACUCGGAAGCAACGGCAGCGGGAAAAGUACUACCCUAGACUGCAUUGCCGGCACCAACAAGCUCACAAGCGGCUCUAUUACCAUCGAUGGCACCGGCGGUCUCGGAAUUGCCCCGCAGAAGAACGUGCUUUGGGAUGACUUGACGGUCGAGGAGCAUGUCAGGAUUUUCAACCGCCUCAAGUCGCCUGGAAAACUCGCUUCGAAGGAGGAAAUUCGGGACCUGGUCAAGUCCAUCGACCUCGAACUCAAGAGGAAGGCCCGCUCCAAGACCCUUUCUGGCGGCCAGAAGCGUAAGCUCCAGCUGGGCAUGAUGCUCACGGGUGGCAGUGCCGUAUGCUGUGUCGACGAGGUCAGUAGCGGCGUAGACCCGCUGAGCCGACGCAAGAUCUGGGACAUUCUCUUGGCCGAACGCGGGCGGCGCACUAUAAUCCUCACCACGCACUUCCUCGACGAGGCUGAUAUGCUCUCGGACCAAAUCGUCAUCCUGUCCAAGGGGACCCUGCGCGCCAGCGGCUCGUCAGUCGAAUUGAAGAACGACCUCGGUGCCGGUUACCGUGUGAUUGUGCCCAAGGAUACUGGCAUCACCGACGUCCCCGAUGUCGAAGGGGUCCAAAAGCAGGUCGCUUUCGACGUCAUCACCUACGUAGCCCCAUCUUCCGCGCUCGCUGCCCAGGUCAUCCGCACCCUCGAAGCUCACGGCAUUGGUGGCUAUCGCUUCUCCAGCCCGACCAUCGAGGACGUUUUCCUCCAUCUGGCCGAAGAGGCCCGAGGCGACUCCGAAAGAAGCUCCCAGGACGGCUUCGCGGACCUGUCCGAGAAGAAGGAUGCGCUGACAGGCACAAGCUCACCGCAAAAGGGCCUGACCCUUAUGGACGGGAAGCCCAUCUCGUACCCUCAACAAGCAUGGAUCCUGUUCCGGAAACGCUGCACCGUCUUCAAGACGAACUGGCUUCCGUUCGUCGCCGCCUUUCUUUUGCCAAUCAUAGCCGCAGGUCUCACCACCAUCUUUAUCCAAGACGGCCAGCUGGGAAGCUGCGCGCCCCCGGAGGAGAAUUUCAGCAACGAAGCCCAGGGUCUAAGCCUCAGCGGCGGCGGUUUGGGGCUCGUCAUCGGCCCCUCGAGCAGGCUCAAUAUGGCGGCGGCGGCGGCGGUUCUCGGUCCCAGCUUCGAGUACGCGGCCGGCGGUGGUUCCAACGGCGGCGGCGGCGGCGGCGGAGGGCCGGACUCGGACUCGGACGGCGGCGCCAUGGCUUUCUUGGUGCGGAUGCUUCAGCAGAACACGACCAUCGUCGACGAUUUCGAGUCCUUCAGGGAGUCGGUCAUUGACCGGCGAACCGAGCUCAUGCCUGGAGGGCUCUGGCUUGGCGAUGAUGACGUCCCCCCCACCCUAGCCUACCGCGGGAACAGGGGCGGAAUGGUGAACGCCCUGCUCGGUCAAAAUAUACUCGACAUGCUGCUAACCAAUGUCACGGUGUCUGCACGCUACGCCCCGCUUGAGAUCCCUUGGGCCGAUCAAAACACGGAUUCCUUGCAGCUGCUGGUCUACAUGACGCUCAUUCUUUGCGUCUACCCGGGCUUUUUCGCUCUGUACCCGAGCACGGAGCGGCGGGGCUACGUGCGAGGUCUCCAGUACUCGAACGGUGUGCGGCCGCUGCCGCUGUGGUUGGCUUACAUCGCUUUCGAUUUUUCCAUCGUGCUGGUAUCCUCCGCGAUUUGCAUAGCCCUAUGGGCGGCCCUCUCCGACAUCUGGUACCACGUGGGAUACUUGUACCUGAUCUUCAUCCUCUACGGCCUGGCGUCCAUCCUCCUGGCGUACUGCGUCUCGCUGUUCAGCAAGACGCAGCUGGGGGCCUAUGCAAGCGUCGCCCUGUACCAGGCCGUGGUCUUCCUCAUCUACAUGAUUGGUUACUUUUUCACCUUCACCUCGGCGCCCAUCGAGACCGUCGACAGGUCGCUGUUGAUUGUCCACUUCGUCAUGUCCAUCUUUGCGCCCAUCUCUUCCAUCUUCCGAACAUUCCUGGUGGCGCUGAACAUCUUCUCGACGGCGUGCGAAGACGACCGGCUUGCUCCCAACCCCGCGGGUAUGCUGCAGUACGGAGGACCGAUUCUGUAUCUCGUGGUGCAGUCGGCCCUACUCCUGGGAUUCUUGCUCUGGGCAGAUGGCGGUUCCCCAGGGUCGUCCAUCCGCUCUCUCUUCCGGAGGAAGGGUGUACCGGAAUCCCAGGUUGACGACAUUGACGAGGAGGUGGCAGGCGAGGAGGUGCGCAUCAAGAACCCGGAUUCGACGGAUGAUAAUGGCCUCAAGGUGGUCAACGUGACAAAGUCGUUUGGCAAGAACACGGCGGUGGACAACGUCACGUUCGGGAUCAAACGCGGCGAGGUGUUCGCGGUGCUCGGACCCAACGGUGCCGGAAAGAGCACACUGAUUUCGUUGAUUCGCGGCGACCUCAAGCCGAGCCGUAACGGAGGUGACAUUUUCGUGGAGGACAAGUCGGUGCUCUCGGAGCUGGCGGCAGCGCGAGUGAACCUCGGCGUGUGCCCGCAGCACGACGCGCUGGACCAGAUGACGGUACGGGAGCAUCUCGAGUUUUACGCCAGGGUCCGUGGCAUCGCCGACGUGGCAGGGAAUGUGGAGGCCAUCUUGACUGCCGUCGGGCUGCAGGCGUUCUCGGACCGCAUGGCGCAUUCCCUUUCGGGGGGCAAUAAGCGAAAGCUCAGCCUAGGGAUCGCGCUGAUGGGCAACCCGACGGUGGUGCUCUUGGACGAGCCGUCCUCGGGACUCGACGCGGCAGCCAAGCGCAUCAUGUGGAAGACGCUGGCGGCCACGAUCCCCGGGCGAUCCCUCCUGCUCACGACGCACAGCAUGGAGGAGGCGGCGGCGUUGGCGACGCGGGCCGGCAUCCUCGCCAAGCGCAUGUUGGCGCUCGGCACGACGGAGAACCUGCGGCGGCGGUUCGGCGACGCUCUGCACGUGCAUCUGAUCAGCAAGAGCGCGCCGUACACGAAGGCCGAGGAGACGGAGCGGGUGCGCAACUGGGUGACCAGCAAGUUCCCUUCGGCGGAGUUUGACAAGACGUAUCACGGUCAGAUGCGGUUCUCGGUGCCCGCGAGCGAGGCGAAUGCGGUCCUCGGCUCGCAGCAGCCGCAGAACCAGAACCAGAACCAGAACCAGAACCAGAUCACGCGGUCGGGCGAGGAUCUCUCGGACAGCGUGCUCGGGCGGCUGGUUGUGGCUUUGGAGGAGGCCAAGGAGAAGCUCGGCGUGUUGCAUUUCAGCGUGAGCCCGACGACGCUGGACCAGGUGUUCUUGACCAUCGUUGGCAGGCACAAUGUGCAGGAGGAGGGAUAUGCCAAGGCGGAUGAGAAGAAGAGCUGGGCAAGCCGUCUAUUUUGCAAGCCAUAG